GUCAACGUGUGUGAUCCGUAAGUGUCGGUGAGAAAGAGAAACACGUGGAAAUACGUAGAAACACGAUCGCCGAGCAAGAUAAUAAUAAGCUUCUGCAAAAAAUCUAACGACUAUCGUCUCAGCUGUAACGACUGUCGAGGAAUCUCUGCUCUACAAGGAAUUUUCAAAUAUAAUUGAAGAAAAUGAGCAAGUCGUCAAUUUCUGAACUCCAAGAGCUUAUGGUCAAACAUAAAAAAGCAUCCCCAAUAUAUGAUUGUAUUGAGGAUAAAAUAAUUGGAAACAAUUUACACGAAUUUACGAUAAGAGUCGCAUGUGAUAAUGUCACGGCCUGUGGAAUUGGAUCUACGAAGAAAGUGGCAAAGGAAAAUGCUGCAAAAGAAAUGUUAACAAUUCUUAAAAUCUCAUCUGGUUCAAAGGAAACAGAGGUCGAUAGUGUUGCCAAAAAUGGUGAAGAUUUUUCAGUAUUCCCUAUAGUGGAAAAUGGGAAAACUUCUAAAAGAAGAAAGUCCUCAAUUUCUGAACUUCAAGAACUUGUAAUGAAAAAUAGAAAAUCUUUGCCGUCGUAUGAUUGCAUCGAGGGUAAAAUUGUUGGAAAUUCGCCUGAAUUUACGAUAAAAGUCACGUGUGAUGAUGUCACAGCCUGUGGAAGAGGAUCGAGUAAGAAAAUUGCCAAGGAAAAUGCAGCAAUUGAAAUGCUGACACUGAUUAAAAUGAAUCCUUGUUCAAAAGAAACAGCGACAGAAAAUGUUUUACAAAAAUUGAGUGCGGCCUUGUUCACUGAUAAUGAGAUGAAAAAUUCAAAGACUUCUAAAUCACCUGAAAAAAUAUUAAAGUCAGCAAUUUCUGAACUCCAAGAACUGACGACUAAAACCUUGCAAUUGUUACCAACAUAUAAUUGUGUUGGCGCAAAAAUGCUUGGAGUUAAUUCACCCGAAUUUACGAUGACAGUCACGUGUGGCAAUCUCACAGCCUGUGGUAUUGGAUCUAGCAAAAAAGUAGCAAAAGAAAAUGCAGCAAGAGAAAUUUUGACUACUUUAAAAGCUGAUCGUGGUUCUAAAGAAACAAAGGCAAUCGAGAAUGUUGCUAAAGUCAAGGCUAAAAAAAGGCCUAAUUAUUCGCCAAUUUCUGAACUCGAAGAGCUCAUGGAAAAUCGUAAAAAGACACCACCGACAUAUGAGACAGUUGACGAUAAUGAUGAAAAAGAAAAAGAAUGUACAAAAAAAGUUACUUCUGAAAAUAGCACGCCCUCUGAGAUUGAAUUGAAUAAAAAUGAAGUGACAAAUGGGCUAGAAGAAAAGGUCAAGUCUCCUCAGAAAUUAACUGAAGAGUAAAUGUUUAGUUUUAUGGAAGUAACAAAACAAAAUAACUAAACUAGAUUUAGUUAAAGUUAAAAUUAAGUUAUAAAAAUAAAAAUUUGUAAUCUUUUUUUUAAAUAAAGAUGAAAAUAUCAAAUUGUAUUUCAGAAGAUAUUGUUCAAUAUUGUUAAAUACUCAACAAAAAAUGCAUGAUUAUGAGCGUUUUGAUCAAAUUGUGUUGCGGAAGACAUUGUUCAAUAUUGUUAAAUACUCAAUAAAAAUUGAAUGAUUCUAA
Molecule: messenger RNA, 1590 nt
Organism: Belonocnema kinseyi
Lineage: Eukaryota; Metazoa; Arthropoda; Insecta; Hymenoptera; Cynipidae
Product: interferon-inducible double-stranded RNA-dependent protein kinase activator A-like
Exons: 5
Coding region: 183-1331 (382 amino acids)
Source: RefSeq, a predicted model, not a curated record